This is a messenger RNA of Petromyzon marinus (sea lamprey), 1585 nucleotides long. The record is from RefSeq and is a predicted model, not a curated record. Lineage: Eukaryota; Metazoa; Chordata; Hyperoartia; Petromyzontiformes; Petromyzontidae.
UCACUGUUGUAUUAAAGAUUAUUUGCUCGAGUCAAACUGACCACAUCCUGUGAUACAAGUGUUUUUAUACGUACUCUGAAGGGAAUACCAGAGUCACACGAGUCGAACUGAUGCAUUCUGGAUACAACUGUUUUGAUAUGCACUCUGAAGUGAAAUUCCAGAGAUGCUCGUAUUAAGAGUAAUUUUUGAGUGGAUUGCGGGAUAUUGGGAACUUGUACCAAAAAGGUCAGGCCGAUCUGCUACAGAGCAAACAAAUCAGGGAGACACAUGGAAGGGGAGCUGUAUUGAUGACAUUGGGACACUGCUUAAGAACUGGAUAAAAUGGGAGAAAAGCGAACACGAUGUAAAAACAUCAGGAAUAACUACGCUGAACUCAGACCCUCUCGCACAGACAGACAAACAGAGAUUAUGGGAGGUGGAAAAUUUCGGAAAAGAAACAGGUGGGACUGAUAACCCCGAAGUCAGAGUGAGACAGAAUAUUAAAACUAAAUCACCAGGAGAUUCUGUACUAAUAACGCGAGAAAGGGCGGAGCCGAAGCUCCGAGGCAACUCUCCAGGAAAACGCACACCACGCACAGACGGCCGACACAAACAUCGCGACAGGCACGACGCACCAGACAAAUAUAAAUCAAACACCCCACAAAAACCACAUAAGUAUGAGCCAUGGGACAAACAUGAGUCACCGAGCAAAGUUGACCCACGUUAUAGGCGCAAAAUACACUACAAAAAUCAUGUUAAGCAACGCCACCGUGAUGUUAAUGACUCAUCCGAAUCUGACUCGGAUGACGAUGAUCAACUUUCCGAAUAUUCGUUCAGUAGUAACACUCUGAAAUUGAUGGACAAAGCUCUCGUCAGAAUUCCCUAUUUUGAUCCACACAAUAAGAACAGGGACAUUCACACUCACAUCGCAACGGUAGAAGCAGAAGCAAUGAUCAGGGGUCUGAGGAAAACGGAUGAAAAAGCGAGUUUGCUGAAACGCAGCUUGCAUGGACAGUCCAUAUCAUGGGUAAAAUUGCUACCAUACGAGGUUCGGAACGAUUUUAAAAAGCUGAGCCUGGCAGUGAUUCGGAAGUUUGGAGAAUAUUCAACACUGUCUGAGGGAUUUAACGCUGCAAAAUCUAUGACCCAGUGUGCAGACGAGGAUCCUCGGGAUUACCUCAUGCGAUUUAAAAUAGCGUACUAUGCGGGCGAUGUGGAUCAGUAUCACGAAGGUGACAAAAGGUUCAAAAUUAUGUUUUUUGGAUCUUUGAGUCCAGAGAUUACAGAAAUUGUGGGAAUGGUCUUGAAUCCAGAGACAGCCUCCUUAGACCACAUAGUGGAUCGGGCACACAUGGCUUGGCUGUACCGGGCUAAAAACAAUGAUUUCACAGCACACAGUGAACGGGACAAGGCAACCAGCCUAUCAGAGGAAAAUAAAAAACAUGUGAGGCAUUUGAUGCACACAGGCCCACAGUGCAGAAAACAAAAAGCACCCACGGAUUACCAACAUAAUUACAUGCACGGGUGGUCAGAUAACAAUUACACGAGAUCGGAAGAGCACACGCGUGUGUGGGUGUCUGCGCGCGAGCGCAAAGCGCUACUGUAG